AGUCCGCUCGCUAUGGGUGGCUUCGCUACAACUCUCCUCACAUUCUCGCUAUCCUUGAUGGACAUCCGUGGCACAAGUAUAGAGGCUAUCCACUCUGGAAAUUUGAUUCUGGUUGCUGGUUUAGGUCUUCUCAUUUCUGCACAAUGGGAGAUGGCGCGUGGCAAUACCUUUUCGUAUACCGUGCUCAGUGCUUUUGGUCUCUUUUACGCAUCUUACGGUGUCAUGAUGUUACCCUUUAUGGGUGUAAUCGAAGCGUACGGCGGAUUAACGCCUGCCUACUAUAAUGCCAUGGGAUUUUAUCUCUUAAUCUGGGGCAUUUUCAAUCUAUUCUUCCUAAUUGCAUCUUUGCCAAAAAAUAUCGUCUAUAUUUCAAUCUUUACGACGGUAGAACUGUGCUUUCUCUCAGACGCAGCAUCACAUUUUGCCUUCGCCGAUCACAGGGUCGCGAUUGCUGAUGGACUUGGCAAGACAUCCGGAGCUUUUGGUUUUGUGGCAGGACUACUGGGGUAUUAUGCAACCGCGCAUUAUCUGUGUGAAGAGGCGCUGCCGUUUCGUGUACCGAUGGGUGAUACCAGCCGCUUCUUUCGUAACAUGAAGAAGUCCGAAUCCAAUUAA
This is a messenger RNA of Aaosphaeria arxii CBS 175.79, 615 nucleotides long. RefSeq lists its product as uncharacterized. The transcript is spliced from 4 exons. Gene Ontology annotation, cellular component: plasma membrane. The annotation marks the transcript as partial. The record is from RefSeq and is a predicted model, not a curated record. Gene Ontology annotation, molecular function: acetate transmembrane transporter activity. NCBI's taxonomy places the organism in Eukaryota, Fungi, Ascomycota, Dothideomycetes, Pleosporales.